Aegilops tauschii subsp. strangulata is the source of this 1454-nucleotide messenger RNA. RefSeq lists its product as uncharacterized. NCBI's taxonomy places the organism in Eukaryota, Viridiplantae, Streptophyta, Magnoliopsida, Poales, Poaceae. The record is from RefSeq and is a predicted model, not a curated record.
UGUACUAAAUCAACGAUAUUGAUAUGGAUCGGGUGAGUACAAGGGAUGGGCAGUGAUGCUCUUAUAUCGUGGUACUCGAACGUUCUUCACAGGUACUAGUGGCACCCGAUCGCACUUGAUUGAACUGUUACUGGGCACUGCUAUUUGUGCUUGAUUUUCUUCCUCCUGUCACAAGCUACUAAACAAUAUACUUCCACAUUCUAUGUCACAUGAGAUCAAAACGUGGAGGGGCAAUUGUUUGAUAAUCGAAUUCAACUAAUCAAACUCAUAUUCUGUGGGCCGAUUAAUCAUCAUCGUUCCAUUUUUCGUCCUUGCACCUCCAUGACUUCGUCCUCGGUAUCUGAACACGCAUAACACAUCCAUUUGAGGUAGUAGUCAUGUCUCGCAUGUGGACUUAGGGAAUUCACUAAGAGCAAGUUCACCUCAUGUUCAAUGGCGCGUGCACGAGCUGUUGUGGUAGGUUCACUCGAUGGUUGGGGAGCUGUGCAGUAUCCAUGGGAUGACCGUAGGUCGUUUGAUAAUCGAAUUGAAUUAAUCAAAUUCUUAUUCCGCGGGCCGAUUAACCAUCACCGCUCCAUUUUUCCAAGCACACAAACGAAGGUAAUGUCCUCCGCAUGCUCCCGCCGCGCGCUAAUGGCCACCCGUACGGAAGCUGGGCACCCUAAUUUGGGCAGAGCGGCAACCGACGGCCAGGCGAGGCCCUCUCAUGGCCGCUCGCGCGCCCUACAAAACGCGGCGCCGCGCCACCCCACCCUCUCCCAGGCCUUCCAGAGAGCGACCGAGCCGCCCUCCCCCCACCGCCCCGCUCCCACCACCGGAAUAAACCGCGCCUCGCCGGCCGACCUCUCCUCCUCGACCGCCUAGCCGCUUGCUGUUUGUUUCUUUUGCGCAGGCCCCGUGCAACCGUACCGUACCCGCGAGGAGAGAGAGGCAGAAGCCAUGGAGAUGAAGAAGAUCGCCUGCGCCGUGCUGAUCGCCCUGGUGGCCUCCGCCUCCCUGGUCGCGGCGACCGCCCCGGCCACCGAGGCGCCGGCCGAGUCCCCCGGCGCGACCGGCGCGGCUGCCGGCGCCGCGGCCGGAGCGGCCGGAGCGACCGCCCCGGCCACCAGCGGCGCCUUCGCCGGCGCGCCCGGCGCCGCCGCGCUCCUCGUCUCCCUCGUCGCCUACUACCUGCACUGAGACGGGCCGGAGCUCGCGCUCCCACGUUCCCACGCGGCGCCACGCAGACGCGUCGGUUGAUUCAAUUUAAUUUAAUUUCAAUUCACCGAUCAACUAAUGACCACUCUAUGAUGAUUACACCACACAUUAUCGGUACUAUGUAACUGCGCUUGUAAUUCUUCUUUUCGACCCGUUUGGUAAACUCAACCCAAUCCGCGUCUGUAACCCGUGGCUAAUGGCGCCGUGUUAUCAUUUCAUUCGAACAAUUGAAUGAUAUUUGUUGUGAUUCUAUUCUA